UGCAAACUACCCUGACUUCGAAAUACAUCGCUGCCCUUUCAUUUUGAUUGUGGUUCAAACAUCAAUGUGGAAAACCUUCAGCAGAAGGACUGCAAAGGUUUAAGACUGUAACGUGCCAUGAUCAAUAAUUAGGGAUGCCCAAUAUAUGCUAGAUUUGUAACACCGCCCAGAUAUUGAAUAAUAAAUACAGGGAUAAAAUAAUCUUCCAUGCGUCAAAACCACCAUCUUUUCACAUUUUCCUUAGGUACAAAUACCCGACACCGACACAAUAUCACAUAUGUGGUCUCAUCAGGUUCCUUUAUCGUAGGAGCAAAAUUGUCUCUUCCACGAAAAUAAUUUCGCCGCAAAGUCAAACAAACAAUUUGGUUUUGUAAAUUCGUCUUUUUUCUCCAUGUUACCAUAUUCGUAAUCACGUACAAGGACUUGCGAGACCAACAUCAUUCAGAUCCCACCAUUUAAAAUGCACUUGGACUUUCCAAUAUGGAAUGUGUAUGUUUUCUGUUAAUGGGUACCACAGUAUUUUUUUAUCUUCCGCUGCUUAGUCCUAGUCUCAUCCCAAACGCUGGUUUGACAAUGGAGAAUGGUAACGGGCCCUCGAGCAUAUCGGCUAUGAUUCCCAGUAUCACAGGAGAAUGAAAUAAAAUCUAUCGAACUAAUUUAAUCAAAGAUCCGCAUGGUAGGAUAUUCUGGAGGGUUGAAUCGCCUGGAAUCCAUGAAAGAUAAUCGACUGGAUAUAAAAUUGGGUUCAUGGAGGAAGCAGUGUGUGAUGGUGAAAGGUUGUUUUUUUUCGGAUUAGAGGCCUGUGACUAGUUUUAGGUUUCGGUGCAGUGCCCAUUGCUGUUUAUCAUCUUAUCAAUGAUUUGUAUGAGGAAUUACAAGGCAUGAUUACCAAGUUUGCAUGUGACACUAACGUGGGUGGUAUUGCAGAAAGUGAAGAUGGUUGUCAAAAAUGGCAGCAGGAUAAUGAUCGGUUGGGCAGGUGGGCUGCGAAUUGGUUGAUGGAAUUGAAUACAGAGAAGUGAGUGGUAUUGCAUUUAGUGAAGUCUAACCAGGGCAAGAUCUACACAGUGAAUGGCAAGGUUCUGAUGAGUGUUAUAUACUAAAGAAUGAUCUAGGAAUGCAGGUACACAGUUCCUUAAAAGUGGCGUUACAUGCAGAUAAUAUGGUCAAGAUGGCUUUCGGCACAUUGGCCUUCAUCAGAGUAUUGAGUAUAGAUAUUGGGAGGUCAUGUUACAGUUGUACAAGACAUUGAUGAGUCCACAUUUAUUGUAUUGUGUCAGUUUUUGUCACCCUGUUAUAUGAUGUUUGUUAAGCUGGAAAUGGUGCAGUAACGAUUUACGAGGGUGAUGCCAGGGCUAGAGGCCCUGAGGUACAUGGACAGGUUGAACAGGCUGGGACUUCAUUCCACGGAUUGCGACAGGAUGAGGGCAGCUUUUAUACAUAAAAUCUGGUAGGCGUAUGGAAACCAUUGCCAGAGGAGGUAGUUGCGGCAGGUACUCUCACAAUAUUUAAAAACAUUUGGACAUGUACAUGGAUAAGUUAUGUUCAGAGGGAUAUAGGCCAAACGUAGGCAGGUGGGACUAGUGUAGAUAGGUCAUGUUGGUCGGCGUGGGAAAGUUGGGCAGAAGGGCCUGUUUGCACGCUGUAUGACUAUGACCCGGUGGCUCUAAAUAUGCCUAAUUAGAUAAUUUGCAUGGAAGUUCCAUGACGCUAUGACAGUGGCACCAAGAAUAUAUUACGUGGUUCUAAUUCGGGCUGCGUGAAGUUUCUCCUGGAUCUACGGUUUCCUCCCAGACUCCAAAGACUUACGGGAUUGUAGGUUAAUUGGCUUGGUAUAAUUGUAAAUGCUCCCUAGUGUGCGUAGGAUAAUGUAAUUAUGUGGGGUUCGAUGGUCAGAAGGGCCUGUUUCCGCGCUGUAUCUCUAAACUAAACUAAACUGAAAUUGAAGUUGCACAACAGGAAACACUGAGCGCAAUUCCUCUGAUGUUCAGCAGAGGCACCAUUGCUUUAAGAUAGUUUUCUGUUAUUACUGGCCCAAUCAGUUUGCGUCGCUGUCUACCAAUGAGACGUUGAUGUGUGGGUGGUGAUCCAUCUGCCCUCCCCCAAAGCCAAGCGCUGUUCUGUGUGGAGGGAACCAGCACCAUUGUUCGUCAGAGGCUCUCAAUCAAGUUGAGAGAAGGCAGCGAACACCAAAAAGAUUUGCUUUUUGCAAAUUACUAGACUUCUUCGUAAAAUAAAACUAAAAUAAAAUGCUUAAUGUGGCAAACGGUUUUAUGAAGAAAUACUGUCUUCCACAUAAAAAUCGAGGGAUGCAAGUUAAUCGGCGCAUCUGGUAAUUAUUUAUGUGUUCGGUUGUUUGUUCCUGAAUGGCCUGGUUACUGAAGAAUCGGCCGUCCCAAUGGCAAGUUCUUUAUCUGUUACUCGUAUGUGUAUCGGAUUUAAUCUGUGAGAAUAUUCGAUACUCAAUUCCUGAAGAAUUAGAGGUCGGAGCCGUUGUCGGAAAUAUUGCCUCGGAUCUGGGAUUACAUGCAAAAUAUCUGUUGCAGCGAAGAUUUCAAAUAUUAAGCGAUAGCAAAAGGCAGCACAUUGAUGUGAAUAUAAACACUGGGAAUUUAUUCAUAAAGGAAAAGAUCGACCGGGAGCAGCUUUGUGAACAAAGCCUCACGUGCGUUUUGAUACUGGAGGCAGUUCUUGAAGAUCCGCUGACGCUCUAUCGUGUAGAGAUUGAGAUUCUUGAUGUAAAUGACAAUGCACCUGUUUUCCUGAGAAGCGAGAUAAAUCUUGAAAUAUCAGAGAUCACUGUGGCAGGAACGUCCUUUCCGCUCCAGAGCGCACUAGACCCGGACGCGGGAACCAACGGUGUGCGCUUUUACAAACUGAAUCCGAAUGAGCAUUUCGCAUUGAAAUUCUUGCCAGGCGGUGAGCAAAAUGGCACCCCCGAGCUCGUAUUGGAACGGGCCCUUGAUAGAGAGCAACAAGCCGUUCACCAGCUAACACUGACCGCGUCUGAUGACGGGAAUCCGCAAAAGGUUGGAACCAGCCAUAUUAAAAUUACUGUCGUGGAUGUGAACGACAACGCCCCUGUUUGCCAACCGAACGUGCAACAAGUUUCAGUAGCCGAAAACGUCCCCCCUAAUACCUCCGUGGUGAAAGUAACUGCCGUGGAUUUGGACGAAGGCUUAAGCGGUGAGUUAAUAUAUUCAUUCAAUGUUCAUACUCCUGAAAAAGUGCGGAAGGUAUUUAGCUUGGAUUCAUUAACAGGAGAAAUGACAGUAAUUGGUAACGUGGACUUUGAAGAAACAGAAAUGUAUCAAAUUUCAGUGCAAGCCAAGGAUAGGGGGUCGAAUCCAUUAUUAGCAUACUGCAAGGUUGUGGUCCUGGUUACAGAUGUUAACGAUAACAGUCCUGAAAUGAUGCUAACCACGAUGGCAGGCACUGUAGCUGAGAAUAUAGGCACACAUACCACAAUAGCUCUUCUCAGAGUUUCCGACAGGGAUUCUGAAAAUUCGGCGGAUAUUUUUUGUGGCAUCACCAAAGGUAUCCCCUUUAAGCUUAACAAAUUAAAUAGCUAUUACACGUUAGUCACCGACGGUGAGUUAGACCGUGAGAUGGUGCCAGAAUACAACAUUACUAUAAUAUGUACUGAUUCAGGCUCUCCUCCAUUGUCGACCAGCAAAACCCUCCAUGUUCUUGUCACUGAUAUAAAUGACAACGCCCCAGGAUUCACCCAACCUUCCUUCACAGUGUAUGUGAAAGAAAAUAAUGCCGUGGGUGCUUCAAUUGGUUCUGCGUCAGCCAUCGAUCCAGAUUCCAAAGAAAACGGACAGAUUAAGUUCCUUAUUUUAGAUAAGUUGAUCAAUGGCUUGCCUGCAUCUACUUUCGUCUCCAUAAACGCUGCCAGUGGUGUAAUCUUUGCGGAAAGGUCGUUUGAUUUUGAGCAACUGAAACGGAUUAAUCUCCACGUGCAAGCAGUGGAUGCUGGAAUUCCUCCACUGUUCAAUAACGUGACCGUCAACGUGAUAAUUCUCGACCAAAACGACAAUCCUCCUUUGAUCGUGUCACCUGUACCAAAUAAAGGCACAGGAAUUGAAGACACGAUACCUCGAUCUGCAGACUCUGGCUACUUGGUUGCAAAAGUGAUGGCCACUGAUCUCGAUUCUAGCCAAAAUGCGCAACUUUCCUAUCAGCUUACUCAGCCCACUGAUGACAGUCUGUUUACUGUGUCUCCAAACACGGGAGAAAUUUGGACAAUUCGCCGCUUUCGGCACAAAGAUCCAGCUAAGCAAAAACUCGUCGUUAUUGUAAAGGACAAAGGAACUCCACCCCUUUCAUCCACUGUCACGAUUACUGUAUUGGUGCAAGACGAUUAUGCAGAAAACGCAUCCAAUUUAGACAGAGAUGAAAUGCCUGGUCAAUGGCAAUAUGACAUGAAAUUUUAUUUGAUUAUUGCAUUUGGCUCAGCCUCCUUCGCAUUCCUCGUGGCAAUUACAAUUCUUGGCAUUAUGGUGCAGAAAGGUAGGACUCAGAAGAGUAAAUCAUGUUGCUGUUGGGACAUUAGCAACUUCUCGAGAAGAAGCUCGCUUCAGGGAAUUCAAAAGGCUAGUGUGAAUCUUCAAGUGCCUGUCAAUUACGCAGAUGUUUACCAGAGAGAGACUCUCUCGAAACCAUUUCGCUAUGAAGUCUGUUCUGAUCCAGCUAUAAAGGAUUUCAUGCUCUUAAAGUACCAUGAUACUUCUACGCCCUGGAUAAGUAACACGAAUGGUCCUCAUCCUUCUGACAAACAUAUACUGUCUGCAAGCUCUACGAACAAGGAUCCAACUGAAUUUAAUGAGAUCUGCAGUAACCGUCAGUGGGAUAUGGAGCAAUCUUCCAUGGAAAUGUACCCUUCUGGACAGUAUAAUUUGGGUGAAAAUGAAGUGGAACCGGAUCACAGAAGGUUUAUGGAAAUACAUUCCCACGCCUUAUAGAAUGCACGACUAGAUGGAAAUGACUUUGUCUCUUAAUUGCGGCGAGCAGUUUGCAUAGAUGUUGCCUGUUCUCCGUUAUAUUUACUCAAGUGGCCAUCUCAGUGUGCAUGAUUACGCUUCAUGUCUAAUACGGUUGUAACUGCAAGUCUUCGUAAUGAGCCAAAUCGAUUUGCGGCAGUAUUCUGCUGACCACACAUCGUCUCAUGGGCAUUUAUCGCAACAUACGUCUCCAAAACAGAACCUAUUCUGCGAUUACGUGUUUGAAAUGGUAGACUUGCCAUCAGCAAAUACUCUUCACGACCGUAUGCUGUUGUAAUAUGUCUUUUCGGACAUUGGAAGGACUUCGAGAGAAAUUGUUGCUGGUCCAUCGAUAGCCAAUACAAUUCCAAUGAUCAAAGAACGAAUUUGCAUUUAGAGAAAUGGAAGCUAUAUUCCUGGUGGAGUCUUCACAUUCCCGUUCACUUCGCAACAAUCAAGAAGUGGAUUGGUUGAAUAAAGCUUAAUUAAGACAAUGACAGGACAGGAACCAUUGAACGAUUCACAGAAUAUCACAACAGACAUCAUUUUAGAAUGCGAUUAAAAUUGCAAGCGAAGACAUGAAGGACUGCAGAAAUGAUUAUUUUUCACCGUGUUAGAGACUACAGUUGAUGGCAUUGACCUGCUUCUGCAUUGAAAUUCGAUUCUCGCUUACUUCUUUAGCAUUUCCAAUGUGUUGUUGUGUCCGUAAAUCUUCACGUGUUAUGUAAUAUUUCUCAAUAUCACGAAAAUGUUUAGGAGUCCCUUGUAGCGAAAAGUACCGCUCUUAGUGUUCUGAAGAAUGUCUUGUUGUUCCCAAAAUUAAUUAACCUAAAUAAAAAUAACUGGUCGAAUCCUGCUUUAUCGUGUUCUCAUGAGAACGAAUCAAACCAGUGCAGGCCAAAGAUACCAAAUAAAUGUUAACUUCAAUUCCGAACCACACGUGACGAGAAUAAAUGUAACUAACGAUGCAUUUAUUUCAAGAGUCUGAAAUCGAAUUAACUUUAAAUAACAAAAUGACUGGUAAUUCAAAUUCUGCUAUAUUUUGAUAUGUAGAAUAUGACGAUUCAUAUUUGACACGAUUGGCCGUUCAUUCUGCCGUGAACAUGAUAGGCCAAGGUCACAACAGCACUCUCAGCCUAUGAUCUCAUUCUUUUCGUAAAAUAAAGCUGCGAGGUUGUGCGGUUAAUUUGGUAUGUGGCUAAAUAUUUCGCAAGGAGCUAGAUGUAAACGUAAUUGUCUUCUGAGUGGUAAACUACGCACAUUACUACAUCCCAAAUAGGCUUACAGUUGACAUGUUCCAGAGUGGUUCCUUGCGCCAUCACCAGUUUGAAUUAACUUUAAUUCUUGUCUUUUAGCCAUUAGUCACGUUGCCCUAUGUUUAUUGUGAUGUAAAGAACGAAGACACAACAUCAUAGA
Molecule: messenger RNA, 6401 nt
Organism: Leucoraja erinaceus (little skate)
Lineage: Eukaryota; Metazoa; Chordata; Chondrichthyes; Rajiformes; Rajidae
Product: protocadherin-10-like
Exons: 2
Coding region: 2367-4967 (866 amino acids)
Biological process (GO): homophilic cell-cell adhesion
Cellular component (GO): plasma membrane
Molecular function (GO): calcium ion binding
Source: RefSeq, a predicted model, not a curated record